Messenger RNA from Colias croceus (clouded yellow), 866 nucleotides. RefSeq lists its product as uncharacterized. Gene Ontology annotation, biological process: regulation of transcription by RNA polymerase II. Gene Ontology annotation, cellular component: nucleus; transcription regulator complex. The record is from RefSeq and is a predicted model, not a curated record. The transcript is spliced from 3 exons. Bases 79 to 822 code for a protein of 247 amino acids. NCBI's taxonomy places the organism in Eukaryota, Metazoa, Arthropoda, Insecta, Lepidoptera, Pieridae. Gene Ontology annotation, molecular function: DNA binding.
GCGCGCGACGGGGCGCGCGUCAGUCCGACCGCGACUGUUGCGCUGGGCGCGCGUCUUUUCGUCGCAGAGUCACAUAUCAUGAACGGCGAGUACUCUUUCAACCCGGUGCGGCUCAUUGAAGAGGUGAAGAAGCGACCGGGGUUGUAUCAGAGCCACCACACGCUCGACCGGGACGAGAAGCUGGUACUUUGGAAGGAGAUAGGCGCCGCGCUGUUCCCCAACUGGGACUCCUUCGACAAGGCCACUGCGUACGACCGAGUACUGCAGUUGCAAAAGAAAUGGAGGUCACUGCGCGACGCUUACAACCGGGAACUGCGCUCAAGGAGGUCAGGGGUUCGAAUCCACCGACGUGUGUAUAUGUACUUCAAACGUAUGAGUUUUCUCGGAGGCUUCGACGGAGAUGUCAGCGAUGAGACUGACGAGCCAGAAGACAUAACACGAGAAGAAAUCAUCAUGGACGACGUAGACGAAGACACGCCCAAAAUAGAGCCAGCAGACACCCCAGUAGUGAUACCAACCCCAAAAACGCGCAAACGACGCCGCGUGAAAAAGCCUAGCUCAGAAUUCGCACCUACAGAAGAAGUAGAAAUGCCCAUAUUUCCACUAGAAAUGUCAGAAGACGGUGACAGCGAUAGGUUAUUUUUAUUAUCGUUUUUGCCAGAGAUGAAACAAUUCCCUCUAGACAUUAAGAUGUGGGUCAGAGCACAGAUUGCUAACAUUAUGCAGGAGGCUGUGACUACGCAUUUUAAUAAACUCGAAGCGGGGACCUCGCAUGACAAGCGGUUCCAGGUUAAAAGACAGAAUAGAGAUAGUUUUGACUAGUCUAAGUUGUUGAUUAUUGUAAGGUUUAUUAAAGUUGUUUUUUU